CUCACUUUUCACUAUGAGAUUAAACCCUACCCAAACCACCGUAGAACUGCUCACCGUCUCAAACCACCGCCGCUCACCAGCUUCUCACUUCUACCGUCUUCUCACACCACCGACGAACUCGCCGUCUUCAAUCUUCGCACCAUCUCGUCUCCAAAUUUCCCCGUCAAAAAAUUGCUUCUGUUGAACAAAAUUUCCUCGUCUCCAAAUCUUCGCCGUCUUCAAUCUUCACACCACCGACGAACUGCGUCUUUGAAGGCUUGAAGGAGCCUAUAUGAGAUGGAUGUACCCGAUUGAACGUUACAUGAAGAUAUUAAAAGGGUAUGUGAAGAAUCGAAGUCGACCAGAGGGUUGUAUUGUUGAGAGGUAUAUAGUUGAAGAAGCUAUUGAGUUUUGUACCGAAUACUUCUCUGAUGUUGAAUCAAUAGGGCUUCCAAUGUCACGACACUCGGGCAGAACAACAGGGGAAGGGAUUGGUGCAAGUAAAGUAGUGACUAUCUCAAAAAUCAAAUGGGAGCAAGCACACUUGUAUGUCUUGCACAAUACCGAAGAGGUUGAGCCAUAUGUUGAAAUGCAUAAGGAAGAGCUUAAGAGUUUGAACCCUAACAAGAAUGAAAAUUGGUUGACAAGAGAGCACAAUCGAAGUUUUACAUCAUGGCUAAAAAAUCACAUUUUUACACAAUUUGCUGAAAAUCCAAAUUCAGUUUCAGAAAGAUUGAGAUGGCUAGCAAAUGGUCCAAAUCUAGAUGUUCUCUCUUAUUCUAGAUAUGUAAUUAAUAAGUAUACAUUUUAUACGGAAGAUUAUGAUCACCAAAGCACUAUGCAAAAUAGCGGUGUCACGGUUAUAGCAGAAUCUGUACAUAUCUCAAGUUCCAAAGACAGAAAUCCCUCAUUUGCUAAAUUAUCAUAUUUUGGGGUUAUUGAACAUAUUUGGGAGUUGGAUUACUCAUGCUUUAAAGUUCCCGUGUUCGGUUGCAAGUGGGUUGACAACAACAAUGGCAUUCAAGUUGAUGAUUAUGGGUUCAUGAAGGUGGAUCUCAAUAGGGCGGGGUACAAAGACGAGCCUUUUAUUUUGGCAUCACAAGCUCACCAAGUGUUCUAUGUCACUGAUCCUGAUGAUGAAAAGUGGUCUAUUGUGCUUCUAACUAACAAAGUAAAUGAUCACUAUAAUCAAGAAUGUGAAAAUAUUGAUAUUGAGGAUGACCCUUUCAUAAACACAUCGCAAUCGUUUGAUAAUGAUCCGACUAUGGAUGAUAUUCUCUAUAUGAGAAGAGAUCACGAUGAGGGAAUUUGGAUCAAUCCAUUUCGUGUAAAUAAAAAAAGAAGUAACAAGCCAACUAGGAAGAGGAAAAGACGAACUUGAACGUUUGUGUAUGGUGAAUGACGUCUAAUAAUGAUGAAUGUGCUCCUAGUAGAAAGAAAGAUGUUAAACGCGGUUUGACCCGCAUGCAAAAAACUCACAAAGCUAAAAGCAAUGGAAUAAAAGAAGAGGACAGAACUGAAACUUAUUGUGGUCUGUUACGUACAAUGGAAUGCAAAAGGUCAACCGAUUGGGCAUAAUAGUGAGGGUUUUGUUAGUUACAUUGGAGUGAUUGUUCGUCUGCUAGUUCCACUUGAUACGAAUAAUUGGAGAGCGAAAAGAAACACGACGUUGGCCGGUUAUAAACAAAAUGUUUGGGAAGCGAUACAAAAAGCAUAUGUGGUUGGCGAUGAACGUCGCCAUUACGUACUUAGAAAAGCUGGAAUGUUGCACAGGGCAUUCAGAACUGACAUGAGACAAAAACAUCUAAGAGACAGUGAUGGUAAUUAUAAAGAACAUCCUCCGAGAGACUUAUAUCCCCAAAUUACAAAAGAGCAUUGGAAUAGUUUUGUAGCUUGGUCUAAGACCGAUGAGUUUCAGAAACUUAGUAAAGCAAACCGGGAAAGGGCGUUAGAUCCUGAAUAUCCAUAUAGAGGUUCACGAAAAGGGUAUGCUCGUCUAGAAGAGGAUAUGAAUGGAGCUAUUGACAAUGCUAAUGUUCAAAGAAUUUUGGAUAAAUGUGAGGAAUUAGCACAAACAUUACCCGAAGAAGAGGUAGAAAAUCGUGGGCGUAAAGACAUAUUAUAUCAGGCUCUAGAUCGCCCAAACUACUCUGGCCGUGUUACGGCUAUGGGUUUUGGCGUAUGUCCUAAAGACGUGUUUCAGCCUGAAGUUCCUGCUGCCAAACAAAAGACAGUUGAAAAUAUUCAUGCUAUGUAUCAUCAAGUGAUUGAGAGAUUGAAUAUACUAGAGAGAGAGAAGGAAGAGAGGCAACGAGCCGAUGAAAUAAUAGGGAAACAACCAGAAGCAGUAGAGAGAGAACAACCAAGUGUCAUGGACUCCUGUAACCCUGUUGACUUUGACACCAUUCCGAAGGGUAUCUCAUCAAUCAAAAUAUAUGUAGCAUCCCCUAGUCGUAAAUUGGUGGCUCGUGGCAAGUUACAUAACACCGAUGGUGAUACGGUGCAUGGCAUCAAAUUACCAUUGGGAUAUGUCAAAGUUACGGUUGAAGUUGUAAUUGUGGGAGAUGCUCCGUUGCCUAUACCCGUUGAAGAUGGAGAUGUUUCGACGAUUGGUCAGGCGAUAGGUACAAUUGUGGCAUGGCCAUUCAGUCUUGUCGAAUUUGUUGGUGAAUGUGGAAAGAUCAAUCACAAAUUACAAAAUAAAGAUAAGAAAAUGCAACGUAGUGCUGAAUCAGUUGCUUCACCGAGCAAAACUAGGAAGAAAAUGAAAAAACAAGAGCAGUCACCUAAAGUUGGCGAUUCAAAUUUUUCAAAAAAUUUAGAAUUCCUUCAAACUUAUGUGACACACAUGUGGGCUGCGGAGUCGGUGUUGCAAGUAAGUAUGGGGGAGAAAGUAUUCGGUGAGGAAUUUCCUGAGCAUUUGCAUGCAGAGCAUUUAAAUGAAGUCCUUAAGCAUGAAUGGCUAAGUGCAACUGUUAUCAACCUUUAUGCUAGGUACUUAUAUGACAAGUUCAUAAGUCCCGGGGGAUUAACAAAUAAGCUAUCUUUCUUAUCCCCACAUGAAUCACGUGAUGAUGUUAAAGGAAAUCAAAGCAUUUCAAGAAUAUUGUUAAAAAAUAAGAAGAUCAAGGAUAAAAUGAUUCUUGCACCAUUCAAUUUUGGGGAUGUUCAUUGGGCGUUGCUUGUCAUUGAUCCAGAUGCCGGAAUUAUAUAUUUCUUGGAUUCGAUGGAUAGUGGCUCUGAAUCAAGACUUCUAUUUUGUAAAAAUAGAUUUGAAAAUGCUUUGCUAAUUUACCGUGCCUAUAAUCAAACUAAACCGGCAAAAUCAAGUAGAAUCAAAUGGAUAAGAAUAAAGUGUCCCCAGCAAACUAACACUAUUGACUGUGGAUAUUUUGUGUCGCGCUUUAUGAAAGAGGUUGUCAUGCAAUAUCCAAAGAAGAUUCCCGAUAAUUAUUUUGAUGAAUACAAAUGUGGUACAUACUCUAAGGAUAAGUUAAGUGAAGUGAAGGAUGAAUGGGCAGGAUAUAUUUUCACAAAUGUUAUCCCCGGCGGAAGUUGGAUAAUGGACUUCUUGGAAACAUGAAAGAUGCUUGGUUGGGCAAUUGGCAGAGGAAUAUUGUUUAGGUUAAUUAGCUUGUCUUGUUAUAAGUAGUGUCAUGAACAUCAUCUAGCGGGUUAGGUUAAUUAGUUUGUUUUUGUCUUGGACACAAAAUUGUCUUGCUUCUUUGUUUGUUUUGUGAAGGAUGGGAGACUAUGUAAUGUGAUGGUAUUUAUUGGCCUUCUUUGUGCCUUUUUAUAUCUUUAUUAAUAUAACUUUGCCUUUU
This is a messenger RNA of Trifolium pratense (red clover), 3803 nucleotides long. RefSeq lists its product as uncharacterized. Gene Ontology annotation, biological process: proteolysis. Gene Ontology annotation, molecular function: cysteine-type peptidase activity. The record is from RefSeq and is a predicted model, not a curated record. The transcript is spliced from 16 exons. NCBI's taxonomy places the organism in Eukaryota, Viridiplantae, Streptophyta, Magnoliopsida, Fabales, Fabaceae. Bases 1742 to 3562 code for a protein of 606 amino acids.